Molecule: messenger RNA, 1547 nt
Organism: Amborella trichopoda
Lineage: Eukaryota; Viridiplantae; Streptophyta; Magnoliopsida; Amborellales; Amborellaceae
Gene: VEP1
Product: NAD(P)-binding Rossmann-fold superfamily protein
Source: RefSeq, a predicted model, not a curated record
AAAACAAACUGUCUCUUCGAAGGAGCCCAACAAAUCAAGAGACACACUCUCUCUCUCUCUCUCUCUCUCUUCAUUUUUCGCCAUUUCUGGAUCCAAAUCCACGCUCUCUCCAGUCUGGUGCGACAAUGAGCUGGUGGUGGGCUGGGGCGAUCGGCGCAGCCAAGAAGAAGAAUGAUGAAGACGAGGGCCCUGUCAAGUACCAGAGUGUCGCCCUUGUGGUUGGUGUGACGGGCAUUGUGGGCAACAGUCUAGCUGAGAUCCUCCCACUCUCCGACACCCCUGGUGGUCCAUGGAAGGUCUACGGCGUUGGUCGCCGCCCGUGCCCCAAAUGGUCUGAGGACCACCCCAUUGAAUACAUCCAAUGCGACAUCCUCAACCUCGAAGAAACCACUGCCAAACUCUCCCCCCUCACCGACAUAACCCAUGUGUUCUAUGUUACCUGGGCUGAUCGCAUCUCCGAGGCCGAGAAUUGCGAUGUCAACGGCCACAUGUUUCGCAAUGUGCUUGACGCCCUCCUCCCAAAUGCCCCCAACCUCCAACACAUCUGCCUGCAGACUGGCCGCAAACACUACCUCGGGCCAUUCGAAGCCAUCGGUCAUGUGAAGCCCCACGAGCCACCGUAUCAAGAGGACGUUCCGCGUUUGCCAUGCCUCAAUUUCUAUCACACCCUCGAGGACAUACUUUUUGAGGCGGCAGAGAAGAAGGAGGGGUUGACAUGGUCAGUGCAUAGACCUACUGUGAUCUUUGGGUUCUCGCCUUAUAGUUUGAUGAAUCUUGUUGGAAGCUUGUGUGUUUAUGCUGCAAUUUGUAAGCAUGAAGGCUUGCCCUUCCGCUUUCCGGGGAGUAAAGCACAAUGGGAGGGGUUCUCCGAUGCGUCAGACGCCGAUCUUAUCGCUGAACAGCAUAUAUGGGCGGCGGUCGACCCGCAUGCAAAGAAUGAGGCGUUUAAUUGCGCGAAUGGAGAUGUUUUCAGGUGGAAGCAAUUAUGGAAGAUUUUGGGUGAGCAGUUUGGGUUAGAGUUGGUAGAGUAUGAAGGGAAGGGGUUUAGUCUGGUUGAGGCUAUGAAGGAGAAGGGGCCUGUUUGGGACACCAUUGUUAAGGAGAACGAGCUCUCGGAGACAAAAUUGCAGGAGGUGGCGCAAUGGUGGUUUGCCGAUGUCAUGCUCGAUAAUGAGGGGGUGGGUUUGGAUAGCAUGAACAAGGCCAAGGAGCAUGGAUUCUUGGGGUUCAGGAACACACUGACUUCAUUCUCGUCGUGGAUCGAUAAGAUGAAAGCGCAUAAAAUUGUCCCCUGAUCUCACUUUGCAAAUCUCAGUUUGCAACAAAUAUGUCGAUAGAUGAUGGCGUAUGGAUGAAUGGAUCGGGAAAAUAUAUUCUGUUUUGGAAUCUUGUCUCUGUUACUGUUUGAUCGUCAGCUAAAACAGUGUCUUCUUGUUACCUACUUCAUGCAUUUUCUCUGUCCCUGUGAAAUUUGUUGUGGUUGAUUUGUUUGGUAUUGCAAUCCUGAUUAGAGAAGAAGUGCAAUUUGGUUUCUAAAUUUCUUUUGA